AGAUGAAGAGGACGAGCUGACCAGGACUUGAGUGCAGAGCAUCAUGUGCAGGUUCCCUUUAAGUUUUUCCAGCAGGCGAGCUGACUGUGUCUGCAGAGACCUGUAAUGAUUUCAAGCAUGCAUCUUUAUGGAACAGGAUGAGCUCCUUGCAAGCUGCACAAAAAAGCAUAUUUAUGACCAUCGCGUCUUGUAGUUCACUGCAUGCGAUUGCAACAACCCUGACUGUGCAGGAUGAGGCCCACUGUUCCUCUUUAACAGGCUGAUGAUUUCUUACACCAAUCUGUGGUGAAAACUUUCACAACCAAGAGUUUGCAGUUUCCAUAAUUAACAAGAUGGAAGCACGGGAGAUGUUGAGGAGCUUGAGACUGCUAGAGUUCGAAGACUUGAAUCAGUUCCUCCGCAGUGUGCCAGCCGCCACAAUACUGGGAUUAGGUGCCUUUGCAACAGUCAUUGCAUUCUGGCUCGCUAGUCGACCCAAAGCUGUGAAACCACCAUGCAACCUUUUAAUGCAGUCAAAAGAACUUGAGGCUGGUGAUGGUGCCCGCCAUUCUGUGUUGGGAGAUGGCCCAAAGCUGCUUACACAUUACUAUGAUGAUGCCAUGACAAUGUAUGAAGUAUUCCAGAGGGGACUACACAUAUCGGAAAAUGAACCAUGUUUAGGAUCCAGGAAACCUAACCAGCCUUAUGAGUGGCUUUCAUACAAAGAGGUGACAAACAGAGCAGAGUGGUUAGGAUCGGGAUUACUAUAUCAGGGAUGCAAGGCUUCAACGGAUCAGUUCAUUGGGGUUUUUGCCCAGAACCGCCCAGAGUGGAUCAUCUCUGAACUUGCCUGCUACACAUACUCCAUGGUGGUUGUUCCACUGUAUGACACUCUGGGUCAUGGUGCAAUUCGGUAUAUUAUUAACAUGGCUGAUAUUUCCACAGUAAUAUGUGACAAAUCAGAAAAGGCCAGGCUCCUCUUAGAACAUGUUGAAAAAGGAGAGACCCCGGGACUAAAGUCUGUUGUUCUCAUGGACCCUGUGGAUCUUGAGUUAAUAGAGAGAGGCAGAAAAUGCUCUGUACGCAUUCAGACCAUGCGCGAACUGGAGGAAUGUGGGAAGCAAAACAGAAGAGCGCCAUUUCCUCCGAAACCUGAAGAUUUGUCUAUUGUAUGUUUUACCAGUGGUACUACAGGCAAUCCUAAAGGCGCUAUGCUGACUCACGGCAAUGUGGUGGCAGACUUUUCAGGAUUCCUAAAAGUUACAGAGAAAGUGAUAUUUCCGAAACAGGACGAUGUGCUCAUCUCCUUCUUGCCUCUGGCUCACAUGUUUGAGAGAGUAAUACAGUCUGUGGUAUACUGCCAUGGUGGUCGCAUUGGGUUCUUUCAAGGCGACAUUCGUCUUUUAUCCGAUGACAUGAAGACUUUGCGGCCAACAAUCUUCCCAGUUGUUCCAAGAUUAUUAAACAGAAUGUAUGACAAGAUCUUUAGUCAAGCAGAUACACCCAUUAAGCGAUGGAUUCUUGAAUUUGCAUCUCGAAGGAAAGAAGCUGAAGUGAAGAGAGGGGUCAUUCGAAACAACAGUAUAUGGGACAGACUGCUCUUCAAUAAAGUGCAGGCUAGCCUUGGGGGGCGUGUUAGAAUGAUUGUAACAGGAGCUGCACCCGCAUCACCUACAGUUUUAGGAUUUCUACGAGCAGCCCUUGGAUGUCAGGUAUAUGAAGGUUAUGGGCAGACAGAAUGUACAGCUGGCUGUACCUUUACUACCCCUGGGGACUGGACAUCAGGGCACGUGGGAGCACCAUUACCUUGCAACUUUAUCAGAUUAGUUGAUGUAAAAGACAUGAAUUAUUUUGCUUCUAAAGGUGAAGGAGAGAUAUGUGUUAAAGGACCCAAUGUAUUUAAAGGGUAUCUUAAAGACAAAGAAAAGACAGCAGAAGCAUUAGAUGACAGUGGCUGGCUGUACACUGGAGACAUUGGAAAAUGGCUUCCGAAUGGAACUCUAAAGAUCAUAGACAGAAAAAAGCACAUAUUCAAGCUUGCACAAGGAGAAUACAUAGCACCAGAGAAGAUUGAGAACAUUUAUAUUCGCAGUGAACCCGUAUCACAAAUAUAUGUUCAUGGAGACAGCCUUCAGGCAUUUCUUGUUGGAAUUGUUGUUCCUGAUGCUGAAGUGAUGCCAGGAUGGGCAAAAAAGAAAGGUUUUGAAGGAUCAUUCGCAGAACUAUGCAAUAAUUUGGAACUCAAGAAAGCAAUGAUGGCUGAUAUGGUGAGACUAGGAAAAGAGAGUGGGCUUCAUUCUUUUGAACAGGUGAAAGCUAUUCACAUCCACAAAGAGAUGUUCAAUGUACAGAAUGGAUUAUUGACACCAACACUAAAGGCGAAAAGACCGGAACUCCGAGACUUCUUCAAAGAGGAGAUAGCAGAGCUUUAUGCCACAGUGUCUGUGUGACACUCUGUGAACAAUGUCUUAUCAUGCACAUAAAUUACAGAAAUAUGUGAAUACAUUAUUUUUAUUUUUUUUGGAUUUUAGCCUUUGCAGUUAUUUUGAAAGUGCUUGGAGUGCAAGAAAACGAAUGACAACCGAGGUUAAAUUAACCAAUAUUAUUUUAAAGUAUUGCUAGCAUGACAGUGUUUAUACUGUACAGCAAUGGACUGAAGACUAAUAUGUAUAGUACAAUAUGCCAACAUGGCUUUAGUAAGAACACUUUUUUUAAGAAGCAAACUGAAGUCAAAUACAAUAAUUUCAGGAUCACUGCACGAAUCGUAAAAAAAAACAUUGAUGGUUUUCUGGAUUGCGAGGACUUUUGUGUCCUUUUUAUAGAACAUUGCAAAUACUGCAAGCUGUGUAAACUAUUAAAGAUUUACAGAGAUUAAUAGUUUUCAAUAAAAUAACUAUAACAACUGUU
Molecule: messenger RNA, 2886 nt
Organism: Rana temporaria (common frog)
Lineage: Eukaryota; Metazoa; Chordata; Amphibia; Anura; Ranidae
Gene: ACSL6
Product: acyl-CoA synthetase long chain family member 6
Exons: 21
Coding region: 333-2429 (698 amino acids)
Biological process (GO): very long-chain fatty acid metabolic process; long-chain fatty-acyl-CoA biosynthetic process; long-chain fatty acid metabolic process
Cellular component (GO): membrane; endoplasmic reticulum
Molecular function (GO): arachidonate-CoA ligase activity
Source: RefSeq, a predicted model, not a curated record